Nicotiana tabacum (common tobacco) is the source of this 899-nucleotide messenger RNA. RefSeq lists its product as uncharacterized. Gene Ontology annotation, biological process: cytokinin biosynthetic process. Lineage: Eukaryota; Viridiplantae; Streptophyta; Magnoliopsida; Solanales; Solanaceae. The record is from RefSeq and is a predicted model, not a curated record.
AAAAAAAAAAAAAAACAGAGUAGAAUAGAAAUAAAUAUCGGGUUUUGAGGUUGCUUUCAGAAGUACUAUAAGAUUGGGCAUGUUUGUUGUUUGUGCGUGAGAGAGCUGUAUUGGUCCAGAGCAGAAAAGAAACGCAUAUUUGGUUUACACAUAUAGGUGUUUUGAUUCAGCUUUCUUUUGCCUUUUAACAUAUAGCCAAACUCCACUUUUCUGUCUUUUAGUAUUAGUUCUUUCUAAGUAACUCUUUUGAGUUUAUUAUCAUUUCAAUAUUAAUUCUGCUUUUAGCAGUGGCGUAAUGAAGCCAGCUUCUCAAAAUUUUAAUGAGGAGGAAGAAUGUCACAGCAGUGAAUCUGGCUGGACAAUGUACAUUGGCUCUCCUUCGAAUAGUACUGAAGAUGAUAAGCUGAACGUAGCGGAUUUUGAGGAAGAAGAUGAUGUAGGAGACAACAAGAAUGAAAGAAAUCAAGAAGAAGAUGACGACACUGAUGAUUCUAUGGCUUCUGAUGCCUCUUCUGGCCCAAGUCACAUGAGAGAGCACUUUGUUAGAAAUGCAAAGAGUACUACCGGUGCUCGUUAUGUGAAUCCAAAGGAAAAGGGUAAUGGAAAAGGUUGCUCCAACAACAAAGCUAACACAAAGAAUGGUAUUAAGAAUCAAGACAAAGAAGAGUCUGUGUUUUCAGCAAAAGGAGCUAAAGUUCCCUCCAAUGGUGGAAAGGUAAGGAAAAGUAUUUGGAAGGGCAAAGGAAAAUAAUACACUGUAAAAACUUACUAGAGUACUAUAUUUCCUCUCUUGUUAUGUUACUACUAUUAGUAAUUUGUAUCUCCUGUGUUAGUACUUAGUGCAUGUUAAACUUUGACUAAGGAUGUUCUGCGAUUAGAAAUGAAUCAAUUUUUUGUUC